UCCACACGAGUUGAGGAAAAGGAGUUAAAAGAAGUACUCUGGCGAGCUCCAGAUGUACAGAAAUUGCUCUUGCUCGACUAAUAAGGGUCGACCGUGCAAAAGACUACAGUUGGAACCCCACCAAAUGAAAGAAAAAAAUGUAAAUGAAAGUGAGAAAAAGGGGUUCCAACGGUGAAAUGAAGUGAAAGAGCACCCCGGUACAACGAAUCCUUGGUUGUGAAUGGUGUGAGUCCCUUUAUCCAUGAACUGACUGUCUUACUUCUACUUUUUCUCAUGAUCCUGGCUUGAGUCUAGUACUCGCAUUGAGAGAGAUAGGGAACGUCUUAGAAGACCAGUUGACCUCGUAAGCUGCUAUAUGAUCUAGGAAAUCCUCUACCAAAGAUCGGGGUUGUAUGUUGCUAUAGAGCUCUGGAGAGCUGCAUUGGUUUGAGUUAGGUUUGCUUGGGGACAAGCAAACAGUUAAGUGUGGGGGGAUUUGAUGACUCGGUAUUUGCACAUUUUUUCCCCUUUGUUUCUUGAUUGUUUGAGCUUGAAUUAUCGUGUCUUUGGCCUAUUUUACGCUAGGUUGUGUUCCUUUGUCACAUUUCAGGUCCUAGCACAUAAAGUGAAGCAUAGGCGCAAGUUUCAAGUCAAUCAGAGAUCAAUUGACGAUUCGGGAGAAGAAACUCGGGUAUGACCUGAAGAAGAAUGGAUUUCUAACUCACUUUAUGGACAAAGAAUCAUGCAAGCUUGUCAUUAAUAGAAAGAGGACGAGACUACGAGCGUCUGGGAUCAAACGGCGACUGAUUCGGAGUCCGGACGAGGGAGAAACGAAGCAUUAAACAGAGGUUGAGCAAGCCACACGGGCACAACCCACACGGCCGUGUGACCUGGCCAUGUGGCCGUGUGGAAAUCACCGAGCCUUCACACGGGCAGCGUGGAAAGCCACACGGCCGUGUGGCCUGGCCGUGUGAGUCGGGAAUUGCUGUUUAAAACCCGAUUUUCAGCAAAAGGAAAGGGGGAGAGCUGGGUUUUGGAUCCCAAACACCCAAGGGACGAACCCUAGAGAGAGAGAGCGACUUGGGAACAUUCUUGGAGCUAUUUUGGAGGAUUUCUUCGCCAUUGGAGCUCGGGAAUCAAGCUUGGAGAUGGAGAUUGAAGAUCUAGAUCAGAUUUCUGCAGUCUCUCUCUUCUCUAUGGAGUAACUUCCCUUCACUUAGGUUUUGAGGAACCUUAGUUCCAUGAGUUAGGAUCUUUCUUGUAUGAAGUUUUGGAUGCUAUAUUGUUUGAUUAUAAUCGAAUGAUGCAUGUUUAUUGAGUCAAUUGAAGUCUGAUCAACUUUUCCUGAUUCCUGCUGCAAUCUGAGAUAGAUAGAAUCUGAUUAGGUUGCUAGAGUCUCAUCAUUCGGUAGUAGGAGAUUGGCUAUACGAGAGUUAGCCAGUUUACUGCUUUGUACUGGAAUCCAAUUCCAGUAGUGGAGUUCUGUGCUUAUUGCUUCAGCUUUCUAUCCCGGUGAAGACUAGUCGUCUGCCGGAUAGUUAGACUGAGAGGGCUUGGUCAGCUUAAGAGAUUCCAAGCUACUGUCGGAUCUUCCGCAGUUUAAUCAACAGUAAAUCAACCAAAAGGAAUUACAACUUGGACCUAAUUGAGGAGCUAGGGGGAAUCAUACCUAAGUGAGUUCCCAAACUGUAAUUAGUAGUUUUACUUAGUUUAGUUAGUAGAGUAGUUUAGUUAAUCAAUCCUUAAUCUAGUUUGCUAGAUAAUGAACUGAAGCUGAGUAAUAGUAACUCUAGAGACCCGUGGAUUCGAUAUUUAUUACUUGUGCCACUAUACUGCAGUCCCUUUCAUUGGUUACACUUGGCCAUUGUUAGGUGUUGUGUUUUAGAGCAUCAAGUUUUUGGCACCGUUGCCGGGGACUUUCUAGAGUAUUAGGAAAGGCAGAAGUUUGUUACUUUAGCGUUUUUCUUUUCUUUCUUUUCCACCUUUGCUUUUCACUUGGGUGUUUUUGUUUUUGUUGGUGCAGAUCUGAAUCAUGGAUCCUAAUGGCUUUUCCAAUCAUUGGGGGUAUCCACCACCAUCCGGGUGGUAUUACCCCGCGACUCCCUACAGCAAUCAAGGAGGAGAAGACUAUGGAUUCGGGUUCCAGUACCAACCCCCUUACUAUGGAGAACAAUCAGACCCCUGGGCAUAUCAAGAACAACCUCAUUGCCAAGAAGACUUUCUCCCACAACCAGAAGGGCCAUCGGAGCUGGAGUUACCCAUGGCGGCCUUCACGGGCCACUCUGAAGAGCCAUGCUACACUUCAAUGGAGGAUCCGAACGAACAAUUAAGGCUUCUCGUGGAGCAGUUUGCUCGAGACACUGAGAAAUCAUGCUCCAAGAUGGAUCUUCAAAUCAAAGCCCUUGCCACUUCCGAUCCCUCAUUUCUCCAUGAUAUGGAGGAGACUGUUCAGCGCUCAGCGAAGCAAACAGAGUGGGUGAAGCAAGUUUGCUCACAUCUUGCUCAAGAUCACCUUUCUGCUACCACGCUAGAAGAGGUGGAGGAUGACAAAGGCUAUGGGAGCGUUGAGGAGCAUACAGAAGUUAUCACAGAGAACUCACAUGAUAACCAUGAUCAGGAAAGUCCUUUGGUUGCAGACCACACCUUUCCUCAUUUAUGCUCUAACAUGCUGGGCCCGUGCAAGGAGAUGCAAGAUGAUCCCAUUGAAGAAAUUGCUUGGCGACUUGCUCUCCAAUCUGUUCUAGAAGAAGAAGAGCGAGCAAGGAUGAGGAAGGAAGUUGUGGAUGAUGAGGAAGAAAGAAAAGAAGAGGUGGUUCUUGAUCUUUUCCCAGGGGAGAGACCACAUUUUGAAGAAGGAAGGGGGGUUGAGGAAGCAAUUGGCGUCCAGGCUGAGGAUGAAGUUGAGGUGGAAGAGGCAUGCACCGGCCAUGAGUUGCAAGUAAUAUCCCCACCAAACUUUGAGGAACUGCUUGGCAAGGACCCAUUUGCAGUGUCUCUUUGCCAGACCAAGGCCACAUCGACAUCGGUCCCUCUUGGUGGACGCGAUGGUGGUCGGUCGAUGCUGUCAUAUCUGGUUUGGGGCAAGGAGACAAGAGAAGAGAAGAAGAGGUCUCGAGGGUGGAGACUUCAUCUGCAUCAAGUACAUGAGCCUUCAUCACCUGCCACACCACAUGCUCGUGACUUGAGACUCCACCUCAUCGACGAGAACCUCAACUUCAAGGAGGUUCUAGCAUGGACCGAAACUUAGGAGCCAUCGUCCGGCUCACGACGUGAAAGAAGCGCUUUUUGGGAGGCAACCCAACCAGUCGGUUUGCAUUUCUUUCUCUAUUUCUCCUCGGUUGAGUCAGUUUUGUUAUUUGAUUUUAGAGUCAAUAACUCAACCUUUGUGAGAUUUUGUGUGGUGUUUGUGUUCUGAUUACUCUCUCUUCCUGGAAUGCACUGCCUGACCCGUACAUCAUCAUUCACCCUUGAUCUGGUAACUUCGUUCUACCCUCCUUAUCUUUCCUCCAUUGAGGACAAUGUCGUGCUUGAGUGUGGGGGGGUGUUCGAUUAUGUAUGCGGGUGAACGUUUGGCUGUUUGUGUGCUUGGAGCCUAGUCCACUGUCCAAAUUUUUAAAUUUGAGGGCUCCAAGUAUGUGUUUCCUUGCAAAUUUCCUGCUCAGUAUGCUUUGAAUUGACAGUCUCUAUAGUAAUGUGCAACCUAGGGAGGUAGUGUAGCACUAUGGAGGAUGUUGAAGUAUAAGAUUUUUCCUAUCUAGCUCUCUGUUGUGCCAGUUGAUUUUGUGAAUUAGUGGAGCUAAGACCGUUGAAUUCAUGUGGUAAUGGUGACUCUGUUUGGAUUAUGUUAUGGACUCGUGUAUCGAAUAGGGUGCUCAUAUGGAAAAUGGGAAGCAGUUGGUCCUCCAUGUCAAAAUCAUUAAAUCUUAAACAUGGGGUAAGCCCAACGUGUGCGGCACCGUUCAUUGCACAAAAUCGGGUUUUGGAAGAGAUUUUAGUGAUCCUUAGUGGGGUACUCCUACAAGGUGAAGCUAAGUUGUCUCUAGUACAAGUAAAACUUCCACCCGUUGAACGGCUUGCCUACUUGAGGAUGUGUUUUUAAGGGCACGGAUAGAGCUUCCGACCCCCCUUAAUUUCAUUGACCCUCCACACGAGUUGAGGAAAAGGAGUUAAAAGAAGUACUCUGGCGAGCUCCAGAUGUACAGAAAUUGCUCUUGCUCGACUAAUAAGGGUCGACCGUGCAAAAGACUACAGUUGGAACCCCACCAAAUGAAAGAAAAAAAUGUAAAUGAAAGUGAGAAAAAGGGGUUCCAACGGUGAAAUGAAGUGAAAGAGCACCCCGGUACAACGAAUCCUUGGUUGUGAAUGGUGUGAGUCCCUUUAUCCAUGAACUGACUGUCUUACUUCUACUUUUUCUCAUGAUCCUGGCUUGAGUCUAGUACUCGCAUUGAGAGAGAUAGGGAACGUCUUAGAAGACCAGUUGACCUCGUAAGCUGCUAUAUGAUCUAGGAAAUCCUCUACCAAAGAUCGGGGUUGUAUGUUGCUAUAGAGCUCUGGAGAGCUGCAUUGGUUUGAGUUAGGUUUGCUUGGGGACAAGCAAACAGUUAAGUGUGGGGGGAUUUGAUGACUCGGUAUUUGCACAUUUUUUCCCCUUUGUUUCUUGAUUGUUUGAGCUUGAAUUAUCGUGUCUUUGGCCUAUUUUACGCUAGGUUGUGUUCCUUUGUCACAUUUCAGGUCCUAGCACAUAAAGUGAAGCAUAGGCGCAAGUUUCAAGUCAAUCAGAGAUCAAUUGACGAUUCGGGAGAAGAAACUCGGGUAUGACCUGAAGAAGAAUGGAUUUCUAACUCACUUUAUGGACAAAGAAUCAUGCAAGCUUGUCAUUAAUAGAAAGAGGACGAGACUACGAGCGUCUGGGAUCAAACGGCGACUGAUUCGGAGUCCGGACGAGGGAGAAACGAAGCAUUAAACAGAGGUUGAGCAA
This is a messenger RNA of Linum trigynum, 4957 nucleotides long. Lineage: Eukaryota; Viridiplantae; Streptophyta; Magnoliopsida; Malpighiales; Linaceae. The record is from the annotation of a GenBank genome assembly.